Oncorhynchus keta (chum salmon) is the source of this 1545-nucleotide messenger RNA. Its product is annotated as transcription initiation factor TFIID subunit 1-like. The transcript has 2 exons. The coding region runs from base 429 to 830 and encodes 133 amino acids. NCBI's taxonomy places the organism in Eukaryota, Metazoa, Chordata, Actinopteri, Salmoniformes, Salmonidae. The record is from RefSeq and is a predicted model, not a curated record.
CAGGUGCAGAACCUUCACAGUUGUGUCCAGGUGAUAAAUGACUUUGUGUCUCCAGAGCAUGUAUUCCACUCCUUCCACCUGACACAGGAACUGAGAUCCUCCAGAGAAGAGCCCAACUACGAAGAUAAACUACAGGUAAAGAACAUCUUGUUCCACUCUGUGAAGGAUGCAUUGACGUCGCUGAGGAGGUACAGCCAGGAGGAGGAAGAGAAUUCCUGACCCGCAGUCCCCCUGGCUCCUCCCUCUCUGGCUCCUCCCUCUCUGGCUCCUCCCUCUAUGGCUCCUCCCUCUCUGGCUCCUCCCUCUCUGGCGCCUCCCUCUCUGGCGCCUCCCUCUCUGAGACAUCUUCCUUCAGCCUGGAACAGAUAUAUAUAUACACACUGACACUAACUACAACAGCAGAACACACUACAACACACUAGAACUACAUGUUACUGACCAGCAUCACUACCCAGCAUCAGGAUACUGACCACAGCAGCAUCACUACCCAGCAUCAGGAUACUGACCACAGCAGCUUCGCUACCCAGCAUCAGGAUACUGACCACAGCAGCAUCACCACCCAGCAUCAGGAUACUGACCACAGCAGCAUCACCACCCAGCAUCAGGAUACUGACCACAGCAGCAUCACCACCCAGCAUCAGGAUACUGACCACAGCAGCAUCACCACCCAGCAUCAGGAUACUGACCACAGCAGCUUCGCUACCCAGCAUCAGGAUACUGACCACAGCAGCAUCACCACCCAGCAUCAGGAUACUGACCACAGCAGCAUCACCACCCAGCAUCAGGAUACUGACCACAGCAGCAUCGCUACCACAGCAUCAGGAUACUAACCACAGCAGCAUCACUACCCAGCAUCAGGAUACUAACCACAGCAGCAUCGCUACCACAGCAUCAGGAGAACUGAGUUCAGUAGAAUCUGGUCUCACAGCUCUGACUGCUGUUCUGGAACCUUCUGUUCUCUGUUUGUUUAGUUCAUGUUUUUCUUUCAAACUGUUGUAUUUUGUUUCUGUGAAAAUGAUGUAUUUAUUUUAUAGGAGUUGUAAAUGCGAUGAUGUUCUAGAUGAAAUGUAAAUGUGACUUGUACAGUUUGCUAAAUGAUGAGUUGUGAGACGGAUGCCGUUUCCUACAUUGAGACAGUUACUGUGAGAGGAAACAGACUUCAGCUGUCGCCGAGAACUCUGGGAGUCGCUGCUGAAUUCGUCCUCAUGCCAUAUCUUUUAAAAACCAACUGCCAAACUAUUCUAUGACACCGUGUACAGUUGUAUUGUGUAAAAAAAAAGACGAAAUGAAAAAUACACUUCAGCAUUUUAUUAAGAAGUAUUCACUGUAAAAUGGAGACAUUUACACACAAAAAAUAAUUUAUUCAAAUUUUGACGUUUAAACGAUAACAAUUGUGUAAAUAUAUACAUAUAUACAUUCACUGAUGUAUUUUUUAAAACAUGGCUUGCUUCAAUUUGUAAUUUUAAAAGUGCAGGUGUUAUAUGCUUUGUACAUUGAAGUUCAAAGGGGUUUUACAUUUUCCAUUAAAAUGGAUUCAUCAAAAUA